GUUAAGCGUAAUACUAAAUUCUUAAGAGGAUUCUCGUGCACAAGUUUCAGACUAAUGAAGUCGAUCUGGACCGUCCGAUCUCGAUCGGACGGCCCAGAGAGAGCCCCAAGUAACACGGGAACGACACGCGCCGUGGGGCCCACACGGCAGCGGGAUGGUCGCCUUCACUGAGGCGACUCUUCUUCUCCUCCUCCUCCUCCGCUCGCGCCGCCGCCGACGAGGUCGCCGGACUCCGCCGCCGCCGCCGCACCACCGCCCGCGACAUGCUCCUCCCCCCUCUGGUGGUCGGCUCGACCAUGGCGUCGCUGGCGUCCCUCUCGCUCCCGGUCUCCACCGCCUCGCAGGGCCGCGCGCGCGGCGCGGGACCCGUCACGGCGGCGCCGCGGCGGCGGAGGGUGAGCGUCGUGCGGGCGAAGGUGCGGGAGAUCUUCAUGCCGGCGCUGAGCUCGACGAUGACGGAGGGGAGGAUCGUCUCCUGGACGGCGGCGGAGGGGGACCGCGUCGCCAAGGGGGACCCCGUGGUGGUGGUGGAGUCCGACAAGGCGGACAUGGACGUGGAGACCUUCUACGACGGGAUCGUCGCCGUCGUCCUCGUCCCGGCCGGUGAGUCCGCCCCCGUCGGCGCCCCCAUCGCCCUCCUGGCGGAGUCCGAGGAGGAGGUCGCCGUCGCGCAGGCGCGUGCACAGGCUCUCCCGAGAGGCCCGGGCCAAGAACCCCCUCCUCCCCACGUUCCCAAGGCUGCGCCGCCGCCGCCGCCGCCACCACCACCACAUGCCCCUCCUGGACCGCCGCCGACGAAGGGCGUCGCCACGCCGCACGCCAAGAAGCUAGCGAAGCAGCACAGGGUGGACAUCUCCAUGGUCGUCGGCACCGGGCCACACGGCCGCGUCACCGGAGCCGACGUCGAGGCGGCCGCUGGCAUCAAGCCAAAGCUAAAGGGCCCAAAGGGCGCUCCACCUCCGCCUCCGCCUCCACCUCCAUCGCCACACAGACACCCCGCUGCUCACCCUCCGCCUCCGCCUCACCACCCCGCUCCUCGCCCUCCGCCGCCGAUGGCGGCGGCACCCCGGCAACCAGCAGCGCUGCCACCGGUGCCUGGCGCGACGGUGGUGCCGUUCACGACGAUGCAAGCCGCGGUGAGCAGGAACAUGAUGGAGAGCCUGUCAGUGCCAACAUUCAGAGUCGGCUACGCCGUGUGCACUGACAAGCUCGACGCACUAUGCGAGAAGGUUAAAUCGAAAGGGGUCACAAAGACAUUGUUGCUGGUGAAGGCCGCGGCCAUGGCGCUCACGCAGCACCCGGUUGUGAAUGCCAGCUGCAGGGAUGGGAAGAGCUUCAGUUACAACAGUAGUAUCAACAUUGCUGUGGCUGUCGCGAUCGAGGGCGGCCUUCUUACGCCUGUCUUGGAGGAUGUUGAUAAGUUGGAUGUAUACCUUCUUGCACAAAAGUGGAGAGGCCUGCUCAAGAAGGCACGCAUGAAGCAGCUCCAACCAGACGAAUACAGUUCAGGGACUUUUACGCUGUCUAAUUUGGGUAUGUUUGGUGUGGAUAGAUUCGAUGCAAUCCUUCCACCUGGUCAGGGGGCUAUUAUGGCUGUUGGAGGAUCGAGACCUACUUUGGUGGCCAACAAAGAUGGUUUCUUUAGCAUCAAGAACGAAAUGCUGGUCAAUGUUACUGCUGACCACAGGAUUAUAUAUGGUGCUGAUUUGGCAGCAUUCCUGCAGACAUUUGCGAAGAUCAUUGAGGAUCCUGAGAGCCUAACAUUGUAGGGAAAAUGUCCCUCACAAGUGCUCCCUAAGUAUCUGCAGUUUGUUUGAUUCGAAUUGGAAGAAUAAUUCCACCGAGCAUUUGUAGCCAUUAAUUGUAAAUAGUUUUGUUAUUGUUUUAAUGUUAUUGCCAUAUGAUCAAUAUUUUUUCUUAUACCCGCCACGGAAUAAGUGAAAUGCUCAUUUCCAGUUUCCAUA
Molecule: messenger RNA, 1964 nt
Organism: Oryza sativa Japonica Group (Japanese rice)
Lineage: Eukaryota; Viridiplantae; Streptophyta; Magnoliopsida; Poales; Poaceae
Product: dihydrolipoyllysine-residue acetyltransferase component 4 of pyruvate dehydrogenase complex, chloroplastic
Biological process (GO): pyruvate decarboxylation to acetyl-CoA
Cellular component (GO): chloroplast envelope; pyruvate dehydrogenase complex; chloroplast thylakoid
Molecular function (GO): dihydrolipoyllysine-residue acetyltransferase activity
Source: RefSeq, a predicted model, not a curated record